Molecule: messenger RNA, 979 nt
Organism: Anolis sagrei ordinatus
Lineage: Eukaryota; Metazoa; Chordata; Lepidosauria; Squamata; Anolidae
Gene: ZCCHC9
Product: zinc finger CCHC-type containing 9
Cellular component (GO): nucleolus
Molecular function (GO): nucleic acid binding; zinc ion binding
Source: RefSeq, a predicted model, not a curated record
UGUGGGAUCUGUACUCAGAGAGCGGAAACGGAAGUAGCUUUUUCCCCCACGCGCUUGGGUUCUAGGAAGAGCCAGCAACCAGGAAGGAUUUUGGUUUGAGUGACUUAUAGGAAAUACUUCAUGAAGUCAUGACCCGGUGGGCUCGAUCAAAUGUCACCCACAGUAAGAAGGCUCUGGAUGCGACACCAUGGGAAGAUAUGAAAAAUGAUGCUGGAAAUGCAAAAAAGGAUGACAGAAAGACUUUUGGUAACAAGCUUUCUGUAAAGGGUACCCAGGAGAAGAAGAAAAAUAAGAAGAAAAAAGACUAUUUGAAUGAAGAUGUCAAUGGCUUUAUGGAAUAUUUGAAACAGAACUCACAAGCAUUACAUAAUGGACAGGUGAUCAACAGCCAUGAAGUAAGGGAAGAGAUAGCAACAGCUUUGAAAAAAGACCAGCGUCGAGAAGGGAGGAGAAUAAAAAGACAAGAAGUAAAGAAGAAUGCAAUGGUGUGCUUCCAUUGCAGACAGCCGGGACAUGGAGUUGCAGAUUGCCCGGCUGUACUUGAAAGCCAGGAUAUGGGAACUGGAAUUUGUUUCCGCUGUGGCUCUACAGAACAUGAAAUCAGCAAAUGCAGAGCAAAAAUAGACCCAGCUCUUGGAGAAUUUCCAUAUGCAAAAUGCUUUAUUUGUGGUGAGAUGGGACAUCUCUCCCGGUCAUGUCCUGAUAAUCCUAAAGGACUCUAUGCACAAGGAGGGUCUUGUAGGAUCUGUGGAUCUGUGGAGCACUUCAAAAAAGACUGCCCAGAGAAUCAAAGCUCAGAUUGUGUGGUAACUGUUGGACGGUGGAUCAAAGGAAUGAGUGCAGAUUAUCAAGAAACCUUAGAGAGCCCCAAACAGCAAAAACCUAAACAGAAACAAUCUAAAGUUGUUAACUUCUGACACCUUGUUUCUAGCAACAUCCAUUGUGAUGAUUUUCACAGUAAAAGAUGUCCUAAAAACCA